This is a messenger RNA of Capsella rubella, 1320 nucleotides long. RefSeq lists its product as uncharacterized. The transcript is spliced from 5 exons. The coding region runs from base 152 to 1048 and encodes 298 amino acids. Lineage: Eukaryota; Viridiplantae; Streptophyta; Magnoliopsida; Brassicales; Brassicaceae. Gene Ontology annotation, molecular function: protein binding. The record is from RefSeq and is a predicted model, not a curated record. Gene Ontology annotation, biological process: RNA processing.
UACGAACCUCAAAAUUAUUACAUUGAGUCGUUGUGUUGGGGUCCUCCGAGGAAUCUUGGUGUGAUCCACCACAAUUUCAACCAAACCUGUUUACUAAAGGUGAAGACUUUGAACGGAUUUAAAGAGAAACGACCCCAAAAAAAAAAAAAAGAUGCUGAAGAGUGAGGCAUCUCUCUCGAGUUACUGCGAUUCUGGAGAUGGGUUCGGUUCCGAGGAUCCGGUUUCUGGAAUCAAGGAGAAUUUGGAGAGAACUGUUACGAUUAGUGAUUCUAUCGACGGCGGCGAGUUCAGUUUUGCGAAACACAAGGAAGUAGUAGAAGAAGAAGACGGUGGUGAUGGUGAGAGAGAAGAACAAGGUUUCGGGAUUCAAAGACCACCAAGUCCUCCUAUGCAUUUAGCUGCAGGGUUAGGGAUUGAUAAGUUUGAUUUGUAUGUUGAUGAGAUCAAAUUCGAUUUACCGGGCCUUGAUGAUGAGAAUUGUGGUGCUUACUACAAAGGAAUGCUCGAAGAGUAUCCAUUGCAUCCUCUGCUUCUCAAAAACUAUGCCAACUUCUUGGAGUACAAAGGAGAUCUUAGUGGAGCUGAAGAGUAUUAUCAUAAGUGUACUGUAGUUGAGCCUUGUGAUGGAUUAGCUUUAGCAAACUAUGGUAGAUUAGUAAUGAAGCUUCACCAAGAUGAAGCUAAAGCCAUGAACUACUUUGAACGCGCUGUUCAAGCAUCUCCUGAGGAUAGCGAUGUUCUUGGGGCAUAUGCUAGUUUCCUCUGGGAGAUUGAUGCCGAGGAUGAUGAUGAGGAUGAGGACUCUUUUGGAGACCUAACCGGGAAAAGAAAAGAAGAAUUUGAGCCUGAUGCAGGGGAAAAAAGCAGCUCAAGCUUGUCCAAGACAGAAGAUGGAGAAACGCUAUGCAGAUAUGCGAAAGCGUUCUGGAGUAUUAAUGGUGACCAUGAGAAGGCUUUGGUCUAUUUCGAGAAGGCCGUUGAAGCCUCUCCUAAUGACAGCAUUAUUCUUGGAGAGUACGCUCGGUUCCUAUGGGAAAUCGAUGAAUGAUCAUCAUCAACAAGAAGAAGAAGAAAUCUAAGGUUGAUACUUGAUAAGUUUUUCCUCUACAUGAAAGCUUCACCCAUCUCCGUUAUGUGUUGUAUAUUCAGAAAUGAGAGAAUCUCGUUUUUUUGGUCAAACGAUGAGAGAAUCUCGUUAAAAAACAAAUUUGAUGUCUCGUUGUCUCUUGCAGAUUCGAAUGUGUUUUUGCAAGACAAACCUUAAUAUUCCAACUAUGUAAUAUAAAUGCUUAUUGAUUCGCUCCGGCUUACGUUACUCUA